AUGCAAUGUCACCAGUUAGCACUUGAAGCCGGCAUUGCCAUAAUCCGAAGUGUUCAAAAACCAAAGGAAACCUUGCCAUACAGGAUUUCCACGCAAAACCAAGAGAUGUUUGAAAAAGACAUGAACGCACUUAGAGCAAUCGUAAGUACCAUAAUAUUGUGUGGCAAACAGAACAUCCCUCUUAGAGGCCAUCGAGAUGACAGCACAGGCACGGCAUCCAACAAAGGCAACUUUCAUGCCAUUCUUAUGCUAUUGGGCAACUCUGAUAAAAAUCUUCAAGAACACUUACUUACUGGUAGGAGAAAUGCUACAAGCACCUCAAAAACUGUACAAGAGGAAGUCAUUCGCAUCACUGGAGGGUAUAUUCGGGCGAAAUUAACACAGCCGAUUCAGAAGGAAGACGCUUUUUUCUCAAUCAUUGGCGAUGAGGUAACAGAUAAAUACGCGAACCAAGAAAUAUUAAGUAUUUGCCUUAGGUUUUUAGAUCUUAACAACGACGUUUCACUUAAGUUCAAAGAAGUAUUUUUUGACUAUGUCAACCUUGACAAAACAACUGGUGAGAGCAUAGCAAACGCUAUUUUGUCAAGUUUGGCCGAGAACAACAUCGAUGUGGCGUUUGCAAGAGGACAGGCCUAUGAUGGUUCCAGUGCCAUGUCCUCAGAAGCAUGUGGUGUGCGAGGAAGAAUAAGGAGAAUAGCACCGAUGACACUGUACACUCAUUGCAACAGUCACGUUUUGAAUCUCAGUGUUACAGCCGCAUGCAGGUUAACUUCAGUCAGAAACAUGAUUGGAACCUUAAAUUAAACUUUCAUUUUCUUUCAUUUUUCACCUAAAAGACAGCGAUUUCUAGGACAAGUUUUAGAGAAGUGUGGUUCUACUUCCAGAAAGGAGAAGUUAAGAGGCUUAUGCAAAACCCGAUGGGUGGAAAGGCAUGAAUGUUACGAGACUUUCUACGAACUUUACGAGUACGUUUGCAUAAGCUUGGAAGCGAUAGCUGAUGAUGAGUCGCAUCCUCAUGUUUAUUCCUCGUUAUCGUUCACGUGGGACAGGGAGACUAAAACCAAGGCACAAGGUCUUCUGGCAAAUUUGAAGACAUUCGGAUUCAUUUCCACCUUUUUUAUCACAAAGAAUAGCCUUGGAACACUCAAACCUAUUGCAGCUAAGCUUCAGAAGAAAGACCAAGAUGUCUUCCAAGCGUAUUCUAUGAUUGACGACACUAUUAAAGCAGUUGCCAGGGUGAGGUCAAACAUAGAAGAGGAAUGUCAUGAAUGGUUUGAAGACGCAUCUAGACUGGCUGACAAGUCUCAGUGCCAAGAAUCACUGGGAGGCAGGAACAUAGGAACAAUGCACCUAGCGUAA
Pocillopora meandrina is the source of this 1359-nucleotide messenger RNA. The record is from the annotation of a GenBank genome assembly. NCBI's taxonomy places the organism in Eukaryota, Metazoa, Cnidaria, Anthozoa, Scleractinia, Pocilloporidae.